This is a messenger RNA of Loxodonta africana (African savanna elephant), 2795 nucleotides long. It is a transcript of the gene GALR1, whose product is annotated as galanin receptor 1. Gene Ontology annotation, cellular component: plasma membrane. The transcript has 3 exons. Bases 1 to 1050 code for a protein of 349 amino acids. Gene Ontology annotation, biological process: G protein-coupled receptor signaling pathway; negative regulation of adenylate cyclase activity; positive regulation of cytosolic calcium ion concentration. The record is from RefSeq and is a predicted model, not a curated record. Gene Ontology annotation, molecular function: galanin receptor activity. NCBI's taxonomy places the organism in Eukaryota, Metazoa, Chordata, Mammalia, Proboscidea, Elephantidae.
AUGGAACUGGCGGACGGGAAUGUCAGCGAGGGCAACGCUAGCGGGCCUGAGUCCGGCGGCCCCGAGCCGCUGCCUCUGCUGGGCAUCGGCGUCGAGAACCUGGCCACGCUUGUGGUGUUCGGCCUCAUCUUCGCGCUGGGCGUGCUGGGCAACAGCCUCGUGAUUACCGUGCUGGCGCGCAGCAAGCCGGGCAAGCCGCGCAGCACCACCAACCUGUUCAUCCUCAACCUGAGCAUUGCCGACCUGGCCUACCUGCUCUUCUGCAUCCCCUUCCAGGCCACUGUGUACGCGCUUCCCACCUGGGUGCUGGGCGCCUUCAUCUGCAAGUUCACCCACUACUUCUUCACCGUCUCCAUGCUGGUCAGCAUCUUCACCCUGGCCGCGAUGUCCGUGGACCGCUAUGUGGCCAUCGUGCACUCGCGGCGCUCCUCCUCGCUAAGGGUGUCCCGCAACGCGCUGGUGGGCGUCGCAGUCAUCUGGGCGCUGUCCAUCGCUAUGGCCUCGCCCGUGGCCUACCACCAGCGCCUCUUCCACCGCGGCGCCGGCAACCAGACCUUCUGCUGGGAGCAGUGGCCCAAUCAGCGCCACAAGAAGGCCUAUGUGGUUUGCACCUUUGUCUUCGGGUACCUGCUGCCGCUGCUACUCAUCUGCUUCUGCUAUGCCAAGGUCCUUCAUCACUUGCACAAAAAGCUGAAGAACAUGUCAAAGAAGUCAGAAGCAUCCAAGAAGAAGACGGCGCAGACAGUUCUGGUAGUGGUCGUGGUGUUUGGGAUAUCCUGGCUGCCGCACCACGUCAUCCAUCUCUGGGCUGAAUUUGGAGUCUUCCCCCUGACCCCUGCCUCAUUCGUCUUUAGAAUUACAGCGCACUGCCUGGCCUACAGCAAUUCAUCUGUGAAUCCCAUCAUAUAUGCGUUUCUCUCUGAGAAUUUCAGGAAGGCCUACAAACAAGUGUUCAAGUGCCCCCUUCGUACCGAGUCACCACUGAACAACACUAAAGAGAACAAAAGUCACAUCGAUACCCCACCACCCACCAACUGCACUCAUGUGUGAAAAGAGAUAUAGUCCCAUUGCUGAGUUUCCAUAUCUGUGAACCAGAUACAUAAAAAAACACAAUGUGCUAUGAAACAAGGCUGCAGCUUGUUAUCCUAACAGCAAUUCAUAUUAUCUUAAUUAAAUUCCACUUGGGUUAAAAAGAACUUUGAUCUAUUUAGGGAAUUCCUAAAUCUAGAGAAGAUUCUUUUUAAGGGAGAUUGACUUUAAUUUUAUUUCUAAAUUGUACUUCAGAAACAAACAAAAAUGAUAUCUAGUUUUAUACCUCUUAAGAAAAGAAAGUUUACUAGAAUUCCGUAGAUCGUUUCAAUUCUUCAUAGAAUAAGUGCCAGUCCCAUCAAUAGGGUUAGGGGGAUUUGUGAUCUACAUUUUGUAGCAAAUUUAUUUAGAAAAAAAAAAUGAUUCUUUAGUGCUUACAUUUUAAGAAAGGAGGGAAUGUUAAUAGGUUUGUAUUCUAAAAUAUAAUUAUGGGACAUGGAAUGUAAGAUUUACCUGAAUUUUGUUUAUUUAUUUUUUGGCUCUUUUUCUAGAGACACCACCUCUUAGGUGGAAAUAAGACUUUUUUUUGCAUAGGUCAACAUUGCUCUCCAUUGUAAAUAGUGUACAGGACUCCUGAGGCUGAGCUGCUCCUGCCUGGGACCACGAGCUGCGUUAAGGGAAGCCAAGUGCAGACGCAUCAGCUUUCUGGUGUUAGCAACUGGUCCUGCCAAUUACUGACUGUCCUGUGAACUUAGCUUUUACAGAGUUAACUACAUAAAAUCAGGGGUAAGUGCAAAGUGCAACCACUCAACUCAUGGAAACUGUGAAUGAAUUUUGGAGACUGAAACGGUGCAUUAAGAUUUUAUAGAGGCAAUUUGCCAGGGUAUCGGCUAUGCAUUGCAUGGAACCUCCCCGAAAGAAAGAAUUUACCAAAAAAAAUGUCAGUAAAAAUGAGGUGUAGAUAGUGAUUUCUAUGGUACCAAAGAUUAGUCAGACGCACUAAGUAAUAUGAGUAAAGCCUACUACACGUUUGUUGAGGGUCCCUUGGUAGUGCAAGUGAUUUGCACUCAGCUGCUAAUCCAAAGGGAAAGGUUGGUGGUUCGAGUCCAUCCAGCAACUUCUUGGAAGAAAGGUCUGGCAAUCUGCUUGCACUGCCGACCUUUUGGUUAGUAGCCAAGCUCUUAAUCACUGCUCCACCAGGGCUCCCCGACGAGAUCACAGCCAAGAAAACCCUACGGAGCAGUUCUACUCUGUAACACAUGGGGUCCCUAUGAGUCAGAAUUGACUUGAUGGCAACAGGCUAAACGUUUGGUUUGGUUAAAGUUUGAGGAAAACUAACCUUGGGAAUGAAUAUAUCUAGGAAUAUUCUGUCUUACACAAACAAGCCUUUUUCAUUAAAUUUGUAAUAAUUUUUUAAUGCAUAUUUUCCCCCCAAAUAUUAGUCCCUCUGGAAAUAUGAAUUGGAGGUUGAAAUCAUCACCUCUUGAGUUUCAGAUGUAGCUUUCAUGACAAUUUUAUAUUCGCUCGUAUUUUGUAUUCAUUGUACCACAGUGGCUCAGGCGAUUCUGGCGAUGGUCACGGUGUUAGGGAAAUCCUGGCUGCUCCACCAUGUCGUCCAUCUUGGGGCUAAAUUAUCCUAUAUCGGAAGAGUAAUUCUCAGAUUGCCAGACUUUGAUAUAUUUUAGAAGGAGACAAAAUUAAAAAGAUUUUUUUAAAAGGAUUUUGUGUAACUUAACACUUUUGCCAAGUCAAGACUCUGUAGGAAA